This is a messenger RNA of Puccinia graminis f. sp. tritici CRL 75-36-700-3, 1179 nucleotides long. RefSeq names its product peptidylprolyl isomerase. Bases 115 to 789 code for a protein of 224 amino acids. The record is from RefSeq and is a predicted model, not a curated record. Gene Ontology annotation, molecular function: peptidyl-prolyl cis-trans isomerase activity. Gene Ontology annotation, biological process: protein peptidyl-prolyl isomerization. NCBI's taxonomy places the organism in Eukaryota, Fungi, Basidiomycota, Pucciniomycetes, Pucciniales, Pucciniaceae. The transcript is spliced from 8 exons.
CGGGCCUCGACAGAAGCUUGACCCCUCCCAGGCUUCUGAAUUUUUUUCUGAGGGCAAAAGUUGUUGGCGCGGCCCAAAAGACAAACAUCAGGAAGACAAGACUCCAGAGGAAAGAUGAAGACGAUAAUCAACCAACUAAGCCCGGCGGCCAGAAGCCUCAACAGACUUCAAGGACUACCAUCCUGCAGUGGUCUUCGAUCGGGUGCUCUUGGACGAGGAUUUGCGAGCUCAAGUCUAUCAAGACAAUCUGAUCAGGACGACAAACGACCCGUCUUUUUCAAAGUCUCGGCUGGCGGCAAAGAGCUUGGAACCAUCAAAUUCAAGUUGUACGAUGCAGAGGUCCCAAAGACGUGCAAGAACUUUCGCGAGUUGAGCAAAGGAUUCCCCAAUCCGGAGAACAAGACAACCGGGAUAGACUCUUAUAAGGGCGGCAAGUUCCACCGAAUCAUCCCCUCCUUCAUGAUCCAAGGAGGUGAUAUCACUCGUCAUAAUGGCUCCGGUGGCCGAUCUAUAUACGGUAACAGGUUUGAUGAUGAAAACUUCAUCCAUAAACACUCCAAACCAGGGCUAUUGUCGAUGGCCAAUGCUGGCGCAAACACCAAUGGUUCACAGUUUUUCAUCACGACUGAAGUGACCAGUUGGCUCGAUGGCAAGCAUGUCGUCUUUGGAGAGGUCAGCGAAGGCUUCGAGGUCGUCAAGCAGAUCGAGGCCCUCGGCAGUCAGUCCGGCAAGCCCAAGACCGAGGUGAUCGUCGAGGACUGUGGUGUUCUCGAAGAAUCCUCGAAAUGAUUCACUCUACAGUAUAUCCCUGCUGCCCGCACUUCUUUGUGCUCUUUGCAUUGCUCAUAGAAACAUAACCCCAGUCCCCCACAACUUAUACCAUACAUUAAAAGAUCGGAAAAGUUGUGCUUGAGUUGAUUACUUGUGUUGCUAAACUCGAAAAAAUAGCCAAUACCCAAAAGAACAUAAAGCAUCACAUGCAUUGCUGUUCAUUGUUCUGGCCCAUGAUAGACUAGUGUGAUGAGGCUCUGCAGCAACAUAUCUUGAUGUGUUUUGUGUUUUAUUUUGAAAAGUUGUGUGAUUCUACUUGAAAACAGGCAAUGAAGUUCAUGAUUUUGAACUUUGAUUUGCAAAUUUGUCAGAGAGGCUCAAGCACAAUCUCAGUAUAAGCAUAUUUUG